AAUCAGGUGUUAAUGUUAACGUCACCUGGUCACGUGGUUUGCAUUGUAAGGAACCAACACAACUUUGUUGCCGUACAAAACCAAUAUGGCGUUUACUGUGGACGUUAACGUUCGAAUAUGUGGGCAAGAAAUUAUAAAAUAUGACCUGGAAAUUAAGGCUCUUAUUCAGGACAUCAGGGAUUGCCCUGGACCUCAGUCGGCGCUCGUCGAGCUCAAUUCUCAGGUCAAAGAAAAGUUGACCAAGCUCAGACUCAGAAUACAGGAUCUGGAGCAGGUGGCCAGAGAGCAGGACAGAGAGACGGACAGACAGGCCAUCCAGGCAGAGGCAGAGAACCAGUGGAGGCAAAUGCAGAGUAACCAGACAGCAUGGAGGAAAGCUAACCUGGCUUGUAAACUGGCCAUAGACAACAUGGAGAAGAACAAGCUGCUACAUGGCGGAGAAAACCAGAGCACCAGCACCAGACAGAGGAAGGUGACCAAAGAAAGCCUCGUGGAAACUAGUAGCAAUAUCACAGAGAGCCUGAUGUCUGUCAGCAGGAUGAUGGCUGAACAAGUGAAGCAGAGUGAGGACACCAUCGGCGUCCUGGGCACUUCCUCCAGGACAGUGCAGGAAACCAACGAGGAGUUCAGGAGCAUGACAGGAACCAUCCACCUGGGCAGGAAGCUGAUCUUCAAGUACAACCGCCGGGAGCUGACAGACAAGCUGCUGAUCUUCCUGGCUAUGGCCCUCUUCUUCGCCACCGUCCUCUACAUUCUGAAGAAACGUCUCUUUUCCUUCAUUUAGCCCAUGGACUAGCUUGCUCUCCUCCUUAAGGAGCGCACACACCUGGACUUCAGGAAAGCUGUUUUCCAGUUACUUUACUCUGCAACACUGGACUGCUGCAUGUAGUGAAAACGUUUGGCUGAUGUACUGUUGGAUUUAAAGCCUCAGACAAACAUGGUCAUACAACCCGUUGUUCAGUACUGUGAAUGGCUACACCAUGGUGCCUCCACUAAGAGUGCUGCAACCUUUGAGUAACUGUGAAGAUGUGCUUUUCCACUGACAAUUUCCUAGGAACUAAAGUCCAAGCACUGGCUCUCGAGUAAAAGUCCUUCAAGUGCAUUGCGAUUCAGAUUUCCACAGCAGGGCUAAAGCCCUGGGAAUACUAAACAAAUUGACCGCCCGUGUAAGAGCAUGAUGGUUGUCUGCGGGUUGUAGGAAUGCUGCACUGUAGGCAUUAUCCUGAUACUUCUUGGACCUUCAGCAAGUACUGCCCCCCCCUAUGGAAGUAAAUCUCUGCC
Monopterus albus (swamp eel) is the source of this 1281-nucleotide messenger RNA. Its product is annotated as vesicle transport protein SEC20-like. Lineage: Eukaryota; Metazoa; Chordata; Actinopteri; Synbranchiformes; Synbranchidae. Gene Ontology annotation, biological process: retrograde vesicle-mediated transport, Golgi to endoplasmic reticulum. Gene Ontology annotation, cellular component: endoplasmic reticulum; SNARE complex. Gene Ontology annotation, molecular function: SNAP receptor activity. The coding region runs from base 86 to 784 and encodes 232 amino acids. The record is from RefSeq and is a predicted model, not a curated record. The transcript is spliced from 6 exons.